CUUUAGCUAAAGGGCAUGUACGGCGAGGCUGAGAGAUGCAGCAUGUCCUUAAAAGGAACCGCAACCUCCAUGCUGCUGGAGAAGGACUCAUAUCAUUGGUGUCCAUCAGGAAUGGAGGCGGAGCUGAACUUUACAGAAACGCUUCCUACUGAGAUAAGCGUGAAGAUCUUCGGUGAGCUGGACGUGAGGAGCCUGUGUCACGCUUCGCUCACUUGCAAACGCUGGAAUGUAAUCAUCGAGGGCAGCGAUAACCUGUGGAGGAGCCACUGUCUGGACACGCUGGCCGUCUGUCACAGGGAGGUGGACGGAGACCGGAGCAAUGGGUUGUCCUGGAAGGUGACUCUGGUGCGUAACUACCAGAAAAGCUGCGUGAAGAGAAGAUGGUUGAAGGGAAAGUACAGCAACAUCCGCUGUGCUGAGGAUCUGCCCCAGAACAACAUGUGCGAUCUGGACGUGGAGACCUGGGGGGAAAUCCUGGAGGCCGAGCUUGAGCGAUAAACAGCGAUGACGAUGAUGUCUGAAGAACUUACUUUUUCUCUUUUUAAUGACAUUUUUAAGGCAGUCUCCUCUGUGUUAGAAAAACACUGGAUGUCUCGAGUGUCAGAUGCUGCCUGGAGAAACGACCGUGUUCAUGCAGUUCAUGAGGGACAGACUCGCAUUUAUUGUGGGAAAAUUAUCCGAAAGGACCGAUGGAGCUGUAAAUCAAAGACUUAAAAUGGAAUGCACAUUUACACCGUUUUAAUAACUAAAUGCAGUAAAAAUAUAUUUGUAAAGGUUUUUUAUGUACUGUUAUCACAACUAAUAUCAUUAUUAUUAACAUGUUUUUUCAAAAAUGUAAUAUAUUACUGUAAUUAAAUCUUACAAAUCUGUUGAAUGUAAUCUCAUAUUUCUGUGUCUACAAGAAAAAAACACACAUUUACCCACACAAUACGGUGUGCUGUAUGUUCAUUAAAUUAAAAAUAAUUAACUUUAUUUAAUGUUUUUUUUUUGUUUGUUUGUUUUGCUUUCUUUUCGAGAACAAACAUUGCGGUGUGUGCCAUGUGUCAGUUUUGGGUAAAAUUGCUAAUUAUUAUACCAGAUCAAUAUUCAGACCUAAUUAAAUGCAAAUUGUCAUGAA
Silurus meridionalis is the source of this 1117-nucleotide messenger RNA. RefSeq names its product F-box only protein 48. Gene Ontology annotation, cellular component: SCF ubiquitin ligase complex. Gene Ontology annotation, biological process: SCF-dependent proteasomal ubiquitin-dependent protein catabolic process. Lineage: Eukaryota; Metazoa; Chordata; Actinopteri; Siluriformes; Siluridae. The record is from RefSeq and is a predicted model, not a curated record. Gene Ontology annotation, molecular function: protein binding.